Rhineura floridana is the source of this 13772-nucleotide messenger RNA. RefSeq names its product Rho GTPase activating protein 39 (gene ARHGAP39). Gene Ontology annotation, biological process: signal transduction. The record is from RefSeq and is a predicted model, not a curated record. The coding region runs from base 296 to 3553 and encodes 1085 amino acids. Lineage: Eukaryota; Metazoa; Chordata; Lepidosauria; Squamata; Rhineuridae. Gene Ontology annotation, molecular function: GTPase activator activity; protein binding. The transcript is spliced from 13 exons. Gene Ontology annotation, cellular component: cytoplasm; cytoskeleton.
AGGGAAUAACUGGAUCUCAGUUACAGAACGGCAGAUUUCUGCAGAAACUUCUUGAUGGUGAAGCUGUCAGGAUGGCUCAUUGACAGAAGGCCUGCAGCUGAUCUGGAAUCUUUGAAUCCUAAACUACAGCAACUCUAUCUUGUCCAAACAGUGGAUUGAUGGAAAAGCUGCAGUCCUGUGCAUGCCUUUCUGGGAGACAGCCCCAGUGAACACAGUGGAUCAGUUCUGAAUAAAUAUCCACAGGCUUGUGUUGCUGGAAUGGGUGGAAAUCAUAGAGCCUCGCACCCGGGAGCGCAUGUAUGCCAACCUGAUCACAGGGGAGUGCGUCUGGGACCCGCCCCCUGGCGUCCGUAUCAAGCGCACCAACGAGAACCAGUGGUGGGAGCUCUUUGACCCCAACACCUCGCGCUUCUACUACUACAAUGCCACCACCCAGCGGACGGUGUGGCAUCGCCCGCAGAACUGCGAUAUCAUCCCGCUGGCCAAGCUCCAGACCUUGAAGCAGAACACCGAGUCUCCCCGGGCCUCCACCGAAAAUAGCCCCGGGCGCAGCAGCAAUGUCAGCCGAGAAGGCAGCACCAGCUCCUCCCUGGAGCAGGACCUGGAGGGUGGGGAGAAAGCGCAGGAGCAGAACCGGCCCCACCGCCAGCCCUCCCAGUUUGCCACCGUCAAAGAAGAAACAGAAAGUUCCUCACCUCCUGGAGUUUUCGAGAAGGAAUACGAGAUCUAUCGAGAUUACAGCUCUGACGGGCAGCGGCUGCACUACAGGGCAUCUUCUCUGAGGUGGAACACGGGGACCAAGGAGCGAAUGCUCAUCAAGGUGACAGACCGUGAGCCCAGCUUCCUCAUGCACCAGGGCAAUGGCUACACUCCCGACAACCAGCAAGGCACACGAUCGCGCAGGCCCUCGGGCGGCCAGCCGUCCCCCAACCUCCAAACGUUUACACCCGAUUCGGACAGCUCUGUCUUCUUCCCAGAGAGGAAGCAGUCCCCUUUCCUAAAGCGGGCUGACCAUGUGGGCAGUUGCUCCCCACUGCUGGGGCGGGGUGAGUCGUUCUGCUCCCCGCUCCAGGGCCAACACCGGAAGCACUCCAGUGAGUCCCAGCCUUCCUCCCCGCGCUAUGCCUACGAGCCGCCCUUGUACGAGGAGCCCCCCAUGGAGUACCAGGCCCCCAUCUAUGACGAGCCGCCCGUGGAUAUGCAGUUUGAGGCCAGCGGGAGCUACAAAGCCGGUUCGCCACAGAAAUCGCCUAUCCGCAAGCCUCACCCGUUCCUCCAGUCCCCCAAGCAGGGCUCCAACUCCCCAUACCAGCAGCUGGUGUUGACCAAGCAGAAGGGUCCCGACCGAUUCAUGAGCUUGGAGUACAGCCCUGCUGGCAAGGAAUAUGUCAGGCAGCUGGUCUAUGUCGAGCAGUCGGGCUCCAGUCCCAAGAUGAAGACCGGCCUCCGGCACAAAUACUCCCCCAACCCCAUUGGUGGCUCCUACUCACUCCAGCACAGCCCUUGCCUCAUGAGGGACCAGCGGCUGGAGGUCAAAUCUGGGGACUACAGCAGCAUGGAAGGGGCGGAUUUCCGGCACAGCCCGCCCGCCAGCCAGGUCUCGCAGGGGGAAGACUCCAUGUCAUGGUCCAGCCAGCAGAACACCAUGUCCUCUUCAGGUUACUCCCCUGGUACCCGCAAGCGGAAGAGCCGGAAGCCUUCUCUCUCGUACGACCCCAAUGCCUCCUCCACCGACGGCUCCGGCGAACGGGAGGAAGGGCUGCCGGAGGAGAGGCCGCCGUCCGGGUGCAACAGCAGGCCCCAGAUGAACCGCCUGGAGAGCAGGUCCGUGGAGGCUGAGCCGACCAGGGGCUUCCCAGAGCCCUUCUUGGCCCAGGCCCGGCUGGCAUGGGAGGCCCAGCAAGCUCAUUACCACAUGAGGCAGCGGAGCAGCUGGGACUCCCAGAAAGACGGUUCGGGCUACGAGAGCGACGGGGCCGUGCCUCUCCCCAUGCCAGGCCCGGUCGUGCGUGCCUUCAGCGAGGAUGAGGCUCUGGCCCAGCAAGAGAACAAGCAUUGGAAGCGCAAUACCUUUGAGAAGCUGGGCUUCCCGCAGAUCCUGCUGGAGAAGAGCGUGUCCGUGCAGACCAACUUGGCUUCACCCGAACCCUACCUGCACCCGUCCCAGUCGGAGGAUCUCGGCGCAUGCGCACAGUUCGAGAGCAGCAGACAGAACCGGACCAUGAUGCCUAGCACCAGCUGCGUCUUCCCCACCUUCAACCUGAGGAAGCCUUCCUCGGAGACGGACAUUGAGAACUGGGCCUCCAAGCACUUCAACAAGCACACCCAAGGCCUCUUCCGGCGCAAGGUCUCCAUCGCCAACAUGCUGGCUUGGAGCAGCGAGUCCAUCAAGAAGCCCAUGAUCAUGACCACCGACCGGAAUGUCAAGAAGGAAGCCUGCGAGAUCUUCAAACUGAUCCAGAUGUACAUGGGGGACCGGCGGGCCAAGACGGACCAACUCAACGUGGCUCUGGAGAUUGCCACCAAAGGCUGGAGCAUGCAGGGCCUCCGGGAUGAACUCUAUAUCCAGCUGUGCCGGCAAACCACCGAGAACUUCCGCUACGAGAGCCUCGCCCGAGGCUGGGAGCUCAUGUCCAUCUGCCUGGCCUUCUUCCCACCCACUCCCAAAUUUCAUUCAUAUCUAGAAGGAUACAUCUACAGGCACAUGGAUCCAGUGAACGACACAAAAGUGACUCAGCACAUUAAGGAACUCCUGGAAAGGAACAGUAAGAAGAAGUCCAAAUUGAGAAAGAAACCCAAGCCUUAUAUCGAGGAACACGAUGGGGUGGCGAUAAGCACUUAUGCCAAGUAUUGUUACAGCAAGCUCCAGAAAGCGGCAUUGACCGGCGCCAAAAAGGGCCUGAAGAAGCCAAACAUUGAAGAGAUCCGCCAUGCCAGGAACGCCGUCUUCAGCCCUUCCAUGUUUGGCAGCUCCCUGCAAGAAAUCAUGAACAUGCAGAAGGAGAGAUACCCAGACCGCCAGCUCCCUUGGGUGCAGACACGGCUGUCGGAGGAAGUGCUGGCCCUCAACGGAGACCAGACGGAGGGCAUCUUCAGAGUCCCUGGAGACAUUGAUGAGGUCAACGCCCUCAAACUGCAGGUUGAUCAGUGGAAAAUCCCCACCGGCUUGGAAGAUCCUCAUGUUCCUGCCUCCUUGCUGAAACUCUGGUAUCGGGAACUGGAGGAGCCCCUGAUCCCCCACGACUUCUACGAACAGUGCAUCACUCACUAUGAGAACCCUGAAGCCGCGAUCGCCGUUGUCCACUCCCUGCCCAGGAUCAACAAGAUGGUGCUUUGCUACCUCAUCCGCUUCCUCCAGGUGUUUGUGCAGCCGGGCAACGUGGCAAUCACCAAGAUGGACGUCAACAACUUAGCCAUGGUGAUGGCCCCCAACUGCCUGCGCUGCCAGUCGGACGACCCGCGCAUCAUCUUUGAGAACACCCGCAAGGAAAUGUCCUUCAUCCGGGUGCUGAUCCAGCACCUGGACACAAGCUUCAUGGAGGGGGUCCUAUAGCACUGGCGCCAGUAGAACCCGAACAGAAUUGGGCAUCAUCAACCCAUCGAGGCCCCCCCCAAACCUCCAACUCGAAGUCAAUCAGUCAACGAGAACUAUUCUUGAUGCAGCGAAGGGAACACCCUCAGUCGGCACCUGAGCUGAGAGGGCACCUGGAUGCUGCCGCUGCUGUAUGGGUCUUGCCCACCUGUUCCGUCUCUUUCCUUCUGCCCUCUGACUUUGCACAGGAACCUCCGUGGGGGGUUCCCUUGGUGCUUCUGCUGUGGACAAAACGACGCUGCCCCACAGCAGCCCUCCCUUGGAGACAUACUGACAGCCCAGCCAUCUGGAGGAGCAGAUAGUUUGAUCCAGAGAUCCCAAAGAGAAUCUAAAGUCGUGGGCGACCUGGCAAGAUUCAGGUGAACUGAGGAGUGAGUGGGAGAAACAGGGAAGUCUACUUCCUCCCCCUCCUCCCCCCCAGAAAAUUAAUAUUGCCAUGUGCGUUCCUGGGAAAGAGGCACUAGAUACAGGUGUGUGUGUGUGGGGGGGGGGUUGGACAUAAAAGCAGCAGAGGGAGUGGUUUGAACCAGCAAGGUCUAAUUUUCAAGAUGGCAGCUGGAUCCCUUUGAGAUCAGAGGGGAGAGUGAGGGCAACCCAUAAACAACAAGGAGCCCCCCCCCAGUCAAACCCCCGUUAGUCCAGACCUUCUUGAGGAGGAGGUGGCUGUCAGGGGUACAGCUGGGCAUGCACACCAUCUGCUCAUUCAUCCUGAGAUCAGGGAUGGCUGGCUCUCCAGGGGUUGGCCAGCCACAGCCUCCCACCAUCCCUGAAGUCCAUUGCCCAGGCUGGCUGGGCCUGAAAGGAACUACAGGGCCAAAAUUGGCCGGGGGGGGGGAGGGACACAGGUUAACCACCCCCGAUAUCAGGCGUAAGAGUGAAUUAGGAGUACUUGGACCAGUCACUGGGAGUGCCAGGCUGCCAGCGAGGGCCAGAAGCGUGCAGACCUGGGCGCAGUUUGGGCACCGUCCUCUUACCCUUUCCCGCUCCCCUUUCCAGCACAGUCACUGCCAGAAGAGGCCAAACCAUGGUCUCCCCAACUUGUUCUCCUUCGGUAUCCCAAGGCCCAACAGGUGGGCCGGUUAUGCUAUAGGCCCCGGCGGGAUUUCAGAGCUGGCCGAUGACGUUCUGCUGAGUUUGAUCACUGGAAGGCGCCUUGGUCCUGAUUUCUUUGCCUGUCUCGCCAGGCUACGCAUCCUGCACUGUUGCCGGGUGAGACGGCAAGAGGUGCAGACUCUCCUUUCCUACCUCUCCUGGUUAAAUCUGGGUGCGUUCGCCUUGGUUGAGGUGGGAGGGUGGGGUGCCCCCACAUUCAGCCCCACGGGGUCGUGAGCUGAGUCUGUGCUCUCCAUGCGGUCGAAGGCAUGGCACUGGGGUGGUGUUUUCUUUCACCACAUUCAACCUUCUGUCUCGGGAGACUGACUGACACUUGCCGUUGAGCAUUAAAGGACCAGGUACAGGAGGUGUUUCCACACGGAUUGACGUUGGAGACAGGCCAAACUUCCCCGAGGUUCCCGUUCCACUUUGUACCCCGAGUUUAUGUCACACAGAGACUCCUUGUCCCUAAAUUCUUGCUUUCUUAUGACCAUUCCUCAUAAAGGUCCCAGAAUCUUCAUUUCAGAAAUGGGGCAAAGAACUGCUUCAUAGUCUCUUCCUUAGACUGGCCAUGUAACAAUUCCAGGCACGUUUGGAGGGAUGGGGGUUAUCUUUGCUACUGAAGCUCCCUCCCCUAAGGGGAAAAAAUGGAAAUUUGGGGGAGAAACGAAACUGCAUCUCUGUGAACUGCUUUUCUCAUCACUCAGGACUGGGGAAUACUAGCUUGCUACUCGGCUUGCAUGAGAGACAUCCCCCCCCCACCUGCACUUUGGAGCUGCAUUUUAGUUAUCUGUGCAGGGCUGUCGUUUUUAUUUCUCACAUUUUCUACUGAGAGUGAAGAAAACAAUAGCUGGCUUCCUUUCAGUUCGUUUCCUUCAAGAAUCAAAAGUCUCCCCUCCCCACCAAAUCUCUUUGGAAUGUUUGAGAAAGUCUCUGACUAGAACUGUGUGGAAAGGCCUCCUGUCAACUCCAUCACCCUCAAGUUCCCAAGUCUUCUUUUAUGUAUAUUCUAUAUUCCUAGAGCAACUGGGACGGGGGGUAGAUUUGGAAGAGUUUCAGAGGUUCGCACGGCUGCCGUAGUGAGGGACUUUGCACAUCCCUGACCUGCCGGCAUAGCAGUUUUUUUGUUUAUCCCGAGCAGGCUUGCAUGAUUUCAGUGGGUGGGGGAAGUCUUGUAUCCCACCACCCACCCAGUUUGGGUAGCCCAUAGACCCAUGCCUUCCAUCAUUCUAAUGCCAACAUGGGCAUAGACUGAUGAAGCCGGCCUGCAGAGCCUCCUCCCUUCACAGACAUCCCAGUGGGGCGCUGCCCCCUUCCCCGCCCAUGGGAAGCCGGGGCCUGACCGGAGAGGCUUCCUCUCUCUCCUCCUCUGGCCUGCAGGGUUUCAGAACCAGCUCAGCUCCCUUGCUCCCCUCGGCCUAGCAAGAUCACCAGGGCAAGGAAGGGGUGGCGGGUAAGGUUCAGGGACAGGUGAGUUAGGAGGUGGGAAUGCCCCUUCUCCAGUGAGGCCACACUGCUGGCCUUUAUCUCUCACCAGGGGAUGUUAGCCACUGUCUGCUGAGGCUACCGCAGCUGGUACCAAGCAUCCUUCUCCGCUUCCAGAGAAUUGGCACAUCCAUUCUCACAACAGAGCUUCCCCCCAUUUCAGUUGGUUUUGGCAAGGCCUCUUCCUGGCCACCUUGGGGCAUCCACGUGUGCCCCCUAGAGGGUUUCCACUCACGCUUAGACCUUGGGCAAGUUGAGGAGCUGCAUCUAGGGUGCUCGGCGGGGCUCUCGAUACUGCUCUCCAGAGAAAGUGCCUUUUAUCCCCACAGAAAACACCACGAGAAUCAGCCAGGCCUUCCCCGCUGGGCACACACAGCCACUUUGUAAAAUGCACCCAAAGUUCUCAACGAAGCGUUCCUUUAGUAGCUUGACCACAAGCUACAUUGGCUGUAGAGAAGCGCCAAGAUAAGGCUCCAAAUGCUCCUUUGCUUUCCCCUCUCCUCUCCUUGCCUGUUCCCGCACGUUGGCAGGAUGGCUAGACCCAUGUCUAGAUCAGUGCUGGGUGGCGUGGUGAUGUAGGGCCUUGGCAUCAAGAUGAGCAUCUGUGUAACUCAUUGCUGCAGGUUAAUGUGAUAGCACGAGGGGCAAGGGUUUUGACAAAAAGCCUGGAUAAGAGGGUGGGGUCCUUGAAUGGCCAUUCACCGCGUUUGCCGGAAAAAACACAACCUUUGUAGCAAAUGAAAGCGGAAGGGGAUUCUCCCUUUCAGAAAUUAGUGGGAGCACUUCAAUAUUUGGAGGCAAGGUUGGGCUUGAGGAUCGUAGAUGGAAGGAGGGUCAGCUGGGACAGCAAGAAGACUGGGAUGUCUACAGCCAAAGCAGCCAUUUGUUACCCAAAAACGAGAUCUGCGGGGCCAGCAGUCUUCCAAUCCACCAAUCCCAUCUCAUCACCCAGGGAGCAUCCUCCUCUCCUGGCCUAGAACCACAGCCCUCUCCCUCCCAAAGGGUCUUUUUGUCACUUUCAGUGACCACUUUGCUUUGAGAGUUGACACCUAGGAAAGAUGCAGGAAGAGUCUCUGUGACCGCAAAUGCUGAAGUCCAUCUGCUCAUGGCCUCCAAGGUGUUGGCGUCUAUGAUGGUGCUGAGGUUGGCUUUGGGCAGGUGAGCCAUGGGGUAUGCGUGGCCAUGGGGCAGGGGGCGGGGAAGUAGCACUACCUUCCUGGUGACUUUUUAUUAUCAAAACAGGCCAACCCAGUUCUUUCCUCUUGGUCAGAACCCUUGGAAACUUAGGAGGGGCUCACUGAUGAGAAGAUCAUUAAUGGUGGACAAGCUGCUUUCAGAGACAGUCUUCCCAUGGAAAGUGUGAAUCCAGACCAAAUUUGGGGAGGGUUCUGUAAGCAAUUUGGGCUGGCAUCGACCAGUGGCACGGUUUGUCAUGCCUGACUGGCUAAGUGCAUGAUUUAGGGGAUAGUUUUGAACCCUCAGCAAUUUUGCGGCAGAUUGAUGUAGAGAAGGAAACCUGGAGGGUGAAGGCGAGGGUUGAAAAUUGCUUGUUUAAUCCACAGAUAAGGGGUGGCUAACCUGUGGCUUUCCAGCUGUUGCUGAACUACAUCUCCCAUCAUCCCUGAUGGUGCCGGCUGGGGCUGAUAGGAGCUGAGGGCCACAGGCUAGCCACUCUGGCCCAGAUACAUCUGUUCCUCCAAAUAAGUUUUUUCCUGUGUGCAGGGCUGGGACUAGGCAUGACUAGACCCUUGGGCACCAGCCUGUCCCGGGCCCAUGGCACCUGCCUGCACCUACCUCUCCUGCUGCAGUAAAUGCUGGCACGCACAUGCCUGGCAUCAACCAAGAUGGUGGCAGGGGCAUCAGCCCCUUAGGGAAGCCUUGGCUGCCAUCUUGGUUGAUGGCAGGCAUGUGCACAGUGCAGCCAGCAUUUGCUCCAAUGGGAGAGGUAAGUGGGGUGUGCAGGUGGGAGUCACAGACCUGCACCGUUGUGUGUGGGGGUGCCUGUGACCUCCCUCUCUGUGAUCCAUGGCAGGGUCAGGAGCCAACGCUACCGUAGAUCGCAUAACAGGAGCAAUACCCACCCAUCCUAAGGAGGGACCCUUCAGGGGCCCUCGGCCAGGACCUGACCUGGCCACCCUCUGGCGCUGGCUCUGCCUGUGUGAUGACACCAUCUCAUAGGGCCAGUGGGUUUCUGCCCUCCCAUCUGUUCAGCCAAUAAGAAUUUAUUAUAUAGAGGUAUAAAGGGGGGGGGAGUCCCAUUAUAAAUUUGCUAACAACAUAGUUUUAACCCAGAGGUGUAUAUAUCUUAGUACCUAUCACUGGGGCUCUUUGUUUGUAUGAAAAAAAAUUGCUCUAAUCUCAAUUUUUGGCUAUUUAUUUUAUUGCUGUUUUGAAAAAUUCGCCUCCUUGAGUUGACGAAAAAUAUAUUUAUUUCCUCCCUAAUGGUGAUAGAGCUUUCUGAUUUGGAUUAAAGGAUUAAAUAGCACCCAUACAUGGUCUGUACCUACGAAGUUUGAUGCUUUGUCAGACAAAAGCAUUUUAACUGCAACAACUGUGAGUCUUUAAAAUAACAGUGACAGCAAGGUGGUUGACAGAAUGUGGCUUAUAGAUGAAUGAGAUGGAAAUUGGUUAGUAGUGAGUCCCCUGACCUUCACUCCCCUUUCCUGGGUGGUUCCAUCUCUGCUGCUUUCCCCAUAAAAAGCCACCCCUUCCCCAAUAUCUAUAUCCAACUCCUGCUUCUUUGAUUAAUUUCGAGAUCUAGUUUUCCAUGAAGUUACUUUAGUGGAUUAAGGUAACUUUGCUGCCUUGCUGGGAAACCUAACAGAUUUAUGGAGUUUUACACUUCUUUCUGUGGCAGUUCUGUUUGUUUGUUUAUAUGCACCGAUCGCUUUGACAAUCCAUUAACAUUAAAACUGCAGAGGCGCAUAGCUGCAAGGUGUGUCUUGCUUUCACACUGCUGGGCAACUGACUACUGGCAUCUGCUCUGUGCUGUGGGUCACUUGUUUGUGCUGAAGAGCAACCUGGAUGUUGGAUCCUCACAGUGGACUAGCACCUUUGUGUCUGCCCAGAGUCCUCCCACCCAUCUAUCCCAAACUAAUGCUUUGGGCGUAGUUGGCAACCUUUCUUUCUGCUUUCCAUGCUGUCACCCUGUGCCAAUGGGAAGUGUCAUCCCCUCCAAACAGAUCUUUAUUACCAGUGAUGAGUGGAGACAGAAAGUACAGUGCAGUUUACUGAGUGCACCCACCUCUGUUGCAAGCAACUUACCUACCAUUGUCCAAAUUCUAAGGACCAAUUUCUGGUCCUUCAGACACAGUAAAGGAAGGAAGAGGCUAACUGAGACAGGAACCAUUACUUGGUUUUGGACACCAGUUGAGCAAAGAACUGAAUCUAAUCAAGUGCCUUAACAGCUUAAUGGGCCAUUACCUAUUACUGACAAAGCUAUAGCCUGAGCCGUUUACGUUUGCAAAUUUGGAGCACAUAGUUUUCCAAAUGAAGUCGUCCAAGAGAAUUAAGGGUUGGGGUAUUUUGUGGGUGGGUGGGUGCAAUCUAAUACAUCUUGUUCCCUCGUUGUUGUUUUCUUUUGCUUGCUUACGUUGGAAUCUGAUGUUGUAACUUUGGGCAGCUGUUUAGGGACAGAAAUGCCCAGUAUAAAGAGGCUCCGCUGUAAAUGAGUAUCUUGGAUUCAUUCUUUUCUUUUUUUCAAUGGGGGAACAUACGCCAUCAGCAAGAGAUUCUGGUGAUUUCAGGCAUGUUUGUUUUCAGUAGGCAACUUACCUAACAUGGCCUGCUAUAUAAACAACCUUGGCCAAUCAGCUCCAGCACUGAGGCAAAACCAUGAACACCCGGGAGCGGGGGAUAUUGCAUUGCCUUUCAUCCCACCAUCUCUCAGGAGUCCACCGGAGAAGACCAGGAGCCAAACGAAGCGGGCACAGUUGGUAGGAGCAAUCGUUUGACUUUGCUGAAGCAACAGAAAGGUGCAGAUGGGUUGGAGGCUUCAGGAAGGUGGAUUUAGGCUGAAAUCGGGCCUCAAUACCAGUCACUGGGGACCAGCAGUGGGAGAGGCCUAUUGCUGUCAUGUCCUGCGUGUGGGCCCACUCCAGGAAAUGGGAUGCUGGACUAGAAAGAGGGACCUUUUGGUCUAGCAGGGCUCUUUGAGAGCAUUUGGCCACAGACAGCAGUUGCACAGGAUGCCUGUAUCUGCGCAUUCUGCAGAGGCGUUGCAAGGGACCCUGGGUGUGCUCCUCAAGUGGGACAGUGCUGUCCCUUGUGGUGGCCCUGGGUGCGCCUGAGCGCCACUGCAAGGGAAGGGAGCUCGCCUCCUGAUGCAAUUCGACAUACCAGGCUGUGGAGAAGAGGGGUUAAACUAGGAAGAGCAAAGGAAGACCAGGAGAACUUGAUGGCCACAUUGAGCUGCCCCCUGGAUCCUGUCAUGAGCAAGGAUCAAAGUCACAAUAUGCCAUGAAUCUCCAGGAGAGGUACGGCAGCCUGAAUUCGUUUAUUCCCAGAACCUUAUAGCCCUCUUUUCUGAUGUGCAUGCAGACACAAACACACACGUACUCUUCUGACUUGGCUUGUUUCGAGCAGGAUUUCAGGUCCAUCUUUAAUGUCGUCAUUUGUUACACAAAAUAGCCUUCCUCCCGGGGGCUGAUGGGAGUUGUAGUCCAAAACAUCUGGAAGGCAUCAGCUUGGGGAAGACUGCUGCUAGAUGGCCUGCUGAGUGACAUGGGCCUUGUGCACGGUCGGUGCAGUGUGACUGAAACCACUGGAGAUAAUUCAGGAGGUGUGGAGGCUGAGAAUGGGGUUUGAUUACACCUUCAGUGGAGCUCAACAGAGGCCUUAGUGCAGUGGUACCUUGGACAGCUCCUUGAAUGUUGGUACUAAAACCUGGAGCGGAUUCCAUUGCGCCACUGGCAUGGAGCCACCAGCCAUCCCUGCUUUAGUGAAACAGAAUGCCAACAUUGGACCCACAGCUCCUCAGCUGCAUUCGCUUUUUUGUGUGUAAAGAAAGAGGAGAAAGAAGCAAAAAUGAGUUUUUGGACUGAUUGUAUGUUUGGGGCCCAAUUCCCUUUUAAAUCCUAUGCUGCCUCCCUUCACCCUGGGGCAUUUUGGGGGCUCAGAUUUUAUUAACUCCAUUUGUAAACUUAUUUUUCAUCUAUUUGGAAAUAGUGUGUGUGGGCACCAGAGAUAGCUACUAUGGUGCCCUACAGCUGUUAUUGGACUACAACUCCCAUCAUCCCCCGCCAAUGGUCAGGGUUGAUAGGAGUUGUAGUUAACAAUAUCUAGAGGGCACCACGCUGCCUUUCCUGGUAUACAAACACACGUGUGUGUGUUGUUGCUUUUUAUUACUGUCUUUAUUUAUUAAAAAAAAAAUAAGAUGGCUCCUCCACCUCUAAUCCUUAAGGGACAGGGUGUGCUUUUCAUGCACAUCUCACAUUGCAUAAAAUGAUAAAAUACAGGUAGCCAUAACUUCAAAGGGAGCAAUCUGCAUCCACCAUCACAAUGCAAUGCAAAAUUUGGAAGUUUGGUAAGGUUUCUGUAGUAAUUGCAAAAUGAAGAGCAGAAGGGAGUAAGCUUGUUACUUCCUAUACCUACCUCCUUGGCAGCAAAGGAGUGGCUAUAGGAUUACAGCCUUAACUGAUUUCAAAAUGGCCCUGUCUCUAUUGCGGGCCAUCUCAUUUUGAAGAUGGCUUUUAGCACAUGCCAGUUUAUCCAAAGGAAACAAAAACAGUUCUUCCAUUCUUAUACCCCAUCCUUCUCAAUUAAUUGGGAUGUGCUCUCAUUGAGGUGGUGUGUGCGAAGGCCCGGCUCACUCUGCCAGCAGCCACUCCUGUUGUCUAAUAAUUUCUUUGUUAAACCUUUCCUUCAGCAAAAUGCACACACAUACAAAUUCAACUCCUUCAUAAGGUCGUCUCUGGGCUUAAACACGAACUGCAGAGCUAUGAAUGAGAGAAAAGAUCCAGAACUGAUAUGUGGUGGAGUGGGGAUGCAGUCAGUGAGCACAGAACUUUGCCCCCUUAAUCCCAAACAGCUGGACUCCCAUCAGCAGUUACUCUCAUUUUGGGCUGCCGGACUUUCUCUGACCUACUUAGCAUAGGCAGAAAAGGAGCCUAUAUUGAGGUAUAGGAUUCGCCUUAUGCUAGCGUGUCUUUUACCAGUAGAAUUCUCCGUGAGGAAGGAAGUUGGGUUUUUCCCCCCAUGGAGAAUGGACCAGUUCAUUCAUGACAAGUAUAAAAUGUAGGCUCUUGUCCAAACUGCCCCCCUUUGAAAGAGCACUCCGUGCAUAUGGCGUCACUAGAAGCAAUUCCCUCGUGCAUCUCUGGACUCAGAGAGGCCAGCUUAUGUUUCUGAAGGGUAAAUGUUUCAGUACCAGAAACUGUUGGCUUCAUUAAAUAACCUUCAUCUGUCACUGGUCUUGUGAUACAUUGUAAUAUUUACAGUGUAUGAGGUUGUUUUUUAAAUACACAUUGAACAACAGACCCAAUUCUUGUCCUGCCUAAGAACAGAUGAAAUGUUUUAAUGUAGCAGUGAGAUGGCUUGUGCUGGCUUUGCUGGCAAAGUGACUAGCCUUGGUGUAAUAAGUGGCUCAUAGCUGCCUGGGAUAAAUUGUCGAAAAGCAACUCUGACACAGUCUGUUCAUACAACCAUCUGAGUGUGGAAAAAGUCCACACGUGCCAGUUCCCAGCCUUUGCCAAGCUGGUUACACAUGAAUCAUCCACGGACACAUGUGGGAUUCAGAUCUUGCCAUAUCACUAGUGGCUUGACGCUGGCUAGUCACACAUGCAGAUUUUACCCAUUGCCCACCAUGCACACCAGUGGCUAUGUCAAUAAGCAGUGCAGUGAGGAUGGUUUGCUAUAAGCUCAACUCAGACACAUGACAGAGUGUUCACAAGACUAAUCACAGCAUGAGGAAACUGGUUGUGUGAAAUGACUACACCACCUUGCAGGGGAGAAGCCAGCUGUGUUUAAAUCAAAGAAGCAACAGUCUACCACUGGACAAGCAUCUGGGUUGAGUUGUGUUUGCCUAGUCUUGUUUCCCAUUUCUCAUCUCUUUCCCAACUUGGUUUUCCCAACAAUGGCUUCUUCAAGAGCAGGUGGUGUAACAGUUAUCUAGGCACAGAGCUGAAAAUUAUUGCAGAGAAAGGUCAAUAUAAAAGAGCCAAUACAGGGACUUCUCUCUGUCCAUAUUGGAUGGUUUUUCAUUUUGGUGUCUUGGAGGUGUGUGCGCAGGUGCAUGCAUGCAAAAUCAGGACAUUAAAUUAUUGGACUGAGGUUGAUUGAACCCUAUUUGGCCUUACAAGUGAGCAAUUCUUAGUUUCCCUUCCAUUCCUUCUUACCUGUUUGAACAUCUGAUCUCCACCCAGUUCCUUGAGAUUUUCCUUGGACAAUCACCCUCAGGCACUGGGCAAGGGGCAAAAAGGACAGGUUGGUCGUUUGGUCACUUGGAGUCAUGGCUGGAUGGAGAUGGGGCGUUUCCAGGAGGGCCUGGGCCUCCCUGGCAGUUUAGAGGGGCAACCUACUGUGUAACGUUGUCUGACUAACGCUUGUAAUUAUGAAGCAUGGAAAUGUAGAGGCAACUCCAUGUUGUGUGAAUAAAAGAUGAAUA